Messenger RNA from Acaulospora morrowiae, 252 nucleotides. The record is from the annotation of a GenBank genome assembly. NCBI's taxonomy places the organism in Eukaryota, Fungi, Glomeromycota, Glomeromycetes, Diversisporales, Acaulosporaceae.
ACAAGCAUGUCCAAAAGAUCCGGACUAACAUCGUCACAACUAAAAGAGAUUACUAAGGUUUCUGAAGCUCAAAGAGAAAUAAAUAAAAUCCCUUUUAAAGAUCAAAGACGAAUCGCUGACCUUAGCAAUGAGCAUCAGGAUGUUCAAGUUCUACUUAGAGGUCUAUUGGAGCUUAGAGAGUUUGAUGAUAUCAAAACAACCUUAACCCUUCGUGAAUUUUUAAACCUUUCGAUGAAUAUACCGAGUGGACAC